This is a messenger RNA of Drosophila erecta, 847 nucleotides long. Its product is annotated as thioredoxin, mitochondrial. The record is from RefSeq and is a predicted model, not a curated record. Gene Ontology annotation, cellular component: cytoplasm. Gene Ontology annotation, molecular function: oxidoreductase activity, acting on a sulfur group of donors, disulfide as acceptor. The transcript is spliced from 2 exons. The coding region runs from base 177 to 656 and encodes 159 amino acids. Lineage: Eukaryota; Metazoa; Arthropoda; Insecta; Diptera; Drosophilidae.
CGAGCAAGCGACAGUGUUGUGCAGCGCUCGCUCAGAGUUUAUAAACAAACAUUAAACGCAUACGCAGCAAACGGAACAACCAGUUGGACACCCCAGACCCUGCCCGCAAUCUAAUCGCUGCGAGAGUCUCCGUGUUACGCAUCUGCAUCCGCCCCCGCACUGAAUCCCAAUCCGCAAUGCUGAAGAUCGCCGCCGAGGGCAUCGCGCCACGUCUGGCGGCCUGUUGCUCGAUUGGAGCAAAGAGCAGCGGCCAAAGAAUGGCGCCCCAGGCGGCCAGGGGCACACAGAAGUACCUGUCGCAGUCGCAGCACCUCCACAAGAAGCUGGUCAUCAAGGACCACUACGAGUUCGAUCAGAAGGUGAUCAACAGCGACAACCCGGUGAUCGUGAACUUCCACGCCGAGUGGUGCGACCCCUGCAAGAUACUCACGCCCAAGAUGCUCGAGUUGCUGGAGAACUCGAACGAGAUCGACCUGGCGGUCAUCGAUGUGGAGACGAACCUGGAUCUCGUGGAGACUUUCGAGGUGAAGGCCGUGCCCGCUGUGCUGGCCUUCAGGAACGGCGUCGUGGUGGACAAGUUUAUUGGCCUGGUGGACGCCAACAGCAUCGAGACGCUAAUCGACAAACUGAAGCGGAAGCAACAGCAGAAGCAGUAGUGAGUUGUAGCAGCGAUGCAGAGAUGGAUUAGAUCAGGGAUGCUAUGAUUUUACACAUGAAACAGGAGACUGGAACUGCGAUAUAUAGCCCAAUGCGGAGGCAGGAUUUGCGAUCAUCGAUGCUGAAAGAAUUUUGUGCACAAAAUACCUUAAUAUGCAAUAAAACUAACUUUAAUUAUGGCUACUUUUAA